CCUUAUAAAAAUAUAUACUUAAUUUUGGAUCUUUUUGUUUGAUUGAGAUUCAGCUUUCGAUUCCAUCAAGGUGUUCUUCUGUCAUAUGGAUCAUUAAUGAAGUGCUUGAGGUACUUACUUAUAAGAGAGUUUGGUGUUCAAUAAUUUGUGGAAUCUAGCUGUAUUCUUCAGACCAUGGCUAUGGCUCCUACUGUCAAAGUGGUUCUAGGCUCUUUUGCCUUUGCUGUAUUCUGGGUCUUGGCUGUUUUUCCUGCUGUCCCCUUUAUGCCAAUUGGAAGAACAGCAGGGUCUCUUCUUGGUGCCAUGCUCAUGGUUCUUUUUCAAGUUAUAACCCCAGAUCAAGCUUAUGACUCUAUUGAUCUUCCAAUCCUUGGUCUUCUUUUUGGAACAAUGGUUGUAAGUGUUUAUCUUGAAAGAGCCGAUAUGUUUAAGUAUUUGGGUAAGUUGCUUGCGUGGAAAAGCCAGGGAUCGAAGGACUUACUCUGUCGAAUCUGCUUGAUAUCAGCGAUUUCAAGUGCUUUUUUCACUAACGAUACGUCUUGUGUUGUUUUGACGGAGUUUGUACUUAAGAUUGCAAGGCAACAGAACCUCCCACCCCAUCCAUUUUUGCUAGCACUUGCUUCAAGUGCAAAUAUUGGAUCUGCCGCCACACCAAUAGGUAACCCUCAAAAUCUAGUGAUAGCAGUUCAAAGUAAGAUCCCAUUUGGGGAAUUCUUGUUUGGGAUUGUGUCUGCAAUGGUGGUGGGCAUUUGUGUAAAUGCUGUCAUUCUUUUAUGCAUGUUUUGGAAGGUGUUAUCUGUUCAGAAAGAUGAAGAAGAACCUCCAGUUGAUGUAACCCCCAAAGAAAAUGUGAACUUCCACAGGUUUUCACCAGCCACAAUGUCACAUCAGAAUUCUCAUGAACUCGAUGCUAUUAUGGAGGCCACGAGUGUUCACAGCUCACCGGGUGUUAAUGGGAACAUAGAUAACACUCUUAGGAACCGUGCUAUUUCUGGCGAGGAUGAAGAUUCAAAUGGUUUAAAAGAUGCCACAGAUAACGGAUCAUUGCAGAAGAGGGAUGAAAGGGUUAUUUCAAGGGUUUCAUCAAUGAACAGGCUCUCGAAUGCAAUUUCUGAUUUGGGUUUGGAGGAAAUUGAGGAAAAGUCAGCUAAAUGGAAGAUAGUACUAUGGAAAACAGGAGUGUAUCUUAUUACAAUUGGAAUGUUGGUUUCAUUUCUAGUGGGAUUAAACAUGUCAUGGACCGCCAUUACAGCUGCAUUGGCUCUCGUGGUUCUUGAUUUCAAGGAUGCUCGACCAUGCUUGGAGAAGGUUUCUUAUUCGCUGUUGGUAUUCUUUUGUGGAAUGUUUGUGACCGUCGAAGGCUUUAAUAGAACAGGAAUCCCAAGUGCGGUAUGGGAUUUCAUGGAACCUCUUGCCCAAAUUGACCACGUUAGUGGUGUAGCGAUUCUUGCAAUUGUCAUAGUUCUUCUCUCAAAUCUGGCUUCAAAUGUUCCAACCGUGCUACUGCUUGGAGCAAGGGUGGCAGCAGCCGCGGCUACUAUUUCACCGGAAAAGGAGAAGAAAGCAUGGCUAAUAUUGGCGUGGGUUAGCACUGUGGCUGGAAACCUUUCGCUACUAGGAUCAGCGGCCAAUCUGAUUGUUUGUGAACAAGCUCGUCGUGCUCAACAUUUCGGAUACAAUCUUACGUUCUGGGCUCAUCUCAAAUUUGGUGUUCCCUCCACCAUCAUAGUUACAGCUAUUGGUUUGUUACUUAUAAGGGAUUAAACGUACAAAAUUCAAUGUGAUUAUACCACUUUUUCAAAGUAAUCAUUUUUUAGGUACUGAAAAA
Molecule: messenger RNA, 1828 nt
Organism: Cynara cardunculus var. scolymus (artichoke)
Lineage: Eukaryota; Viridiplantae; Streptophyta; Magnoliopsida; Asterales; Asteraceae
Product: silicon efflux transporter LSI2
Exons: 4
Coding region: 175-1764 (529 amino acids)
Biological process (GO): transmembrane transport
Cellular component (GO): membrane
Source: RefSeq, a predicted model, not a curated record